AUGCCUUGGGCCCGUAUCCAGUUGAAUGACGGAACCAGCAUUCCCACUCUCGCAUACGGUACGGGACGUCUGAAGAACGGGGAUAGUGUUGUUGGCUGGGUCAAGCAGGCAAUCACUGCAGGAUUCGUCCACCUCGACGUUGCGCAGGCUUACGCGAACGAAGAGGAGACUGGUAAGGCUAUCAGCGAGAGCGGCGUGCCGCGGGAGAGCCUCUAUAUCACGACGAAGUUCUCGGGGAGAGACAACCUGACCAUCCUGGAGGCUGCCCAGCAGAGCAUCAAGAAGCUGGGUGUCGAUCAUGUUGACUUGUAUCUCAUCCACCACCCUCGGUUUGCUACGCCAGAUAUUCCAACUGCCUGGGCACAGCUGGAGAAGCUCAAGGCAGAUGGUCUGACUAAGAGCCUUGGCGUCAGCAACUUCAACGAGGAAGAGCUGCAAGCCAUCUUAGACGUUGCGAAGGUCAAGCCAGUAGCCAAUCAAAUUAUGGUGCACCCGUACAACCUGGCAGCUCAGCUCCCAGUAAUCGAGUUCGGGAACAAGCAUGGCAUUGUGACCGAGGGUUACAGCCCACUCCAGUCGCUUAGGAGCACCCCCGGUGGCCCCGUCGACAAACCAGUGAACGAUAUCGCCGCGAGGCUGAGCGCGACGCCAGAGCAAGUCCUGCUCGCGUGGGCCAAGUCCAAGAACAUCGUCGUGAUCACAUCUAGCAGGGACCACGGGCGUGUGGUCUCCUUCCUCGGUGCUGGGGACCUCGAGCUCACUGCGGAGGACAUUGCUGCGAUCGACGAGGCGGGGAACAAGGGCGCACUCUGGUCUCGGGCAUGUUCCAAGGCUGGAACGGUGCUGCCAUGGGAAGAAGGAAAGUUAUACGACGCGUGA
Molecule: messenger RNA, 879 nt
Organism: Dichomitus squalens LYAD-421 SS1
Lineage: Eukaryota; Fungi; Basidiomycota; Agaricomycetes; Polyporales; Polyporaceae
Product: Aldo/keto reductase
Exons: 7
Coding region: 1-879 (292 amino acids)
Molecular function (GO): oxidoreductase activity, acting on NAD(P)H as acceptor
Source: RefSeq, a predicted model, not a curated record